UUUCGUUGUUUGGUUUUGUGUGUUGUGCGUGUGUGUGGCGGUUUUUCCCCCGUGGUGCAUUUUUUUUUUUUUUUUUUAAUUGUUGUGCUCCCCCCCCCCCCUUUUUUUUUCUUUUCUUUUUCUUAACCCCGUGAACGUUUUUUUGGUCGGGGCUUCCGAAUAUGUUUUAUGACGGUUGAUUUUACACCAGGAGGUUUGUCUCCGAGGAAGACCCAGGGAACUGGAUAUCUAGCGAGAACUUCCUACGGAUUCCCCGGCGCCUCGGGAAAAUGGGAGCUGCUGCAAAGUUGGCGUUUGCCGUCUUUCUUAUCUCUUGUUCUUCAGGUGCUAUACUUGGUAGAUCAGAAACUCAGGAGUGUAUUUUCUAUAAUGCUAAUUGGGAAAGAGAUAAAACCAAUCGAACUGGUGUUGAACCCUGUUACGGUGACAAAGAUAAAAGGCGACAUUGUUUUGCUACCUGGAAGAAUAUUUCUGGUUCCAUUGAAAUAGUGAAGCAAGGUUGUUGGCUGGAUGAUAUCAACUGUUAUGACAGGACUGAUUGUAUAGAAAAAAAAGACAGCCCUGAAGUGUAUUUUUGUUGCUGUGAGGGCAAUAUGUGUAACGAAAGGUUUUCUUAUUUUCCGGAGAUGGAAGUCACACAGCCGACUUCAAACCCAGUUACACCUAAGCCACCCUAUUACAACAUAUUGCUGUAUUCCUUGGUGCCACUUAUGUUAAUUGCGGGGAUUGUUAUUUGUGCAUUUUGGGUGUAUAGACAUCAUAAGAUGGCCUAUCCUCCUGUACUUGUUCCAACUCAACACGCCUUUCAUAUAAUGAUAGAGGACCCAGGACCACCCCCACCUUCUCCAUUACUAGGUUUGAAGCCACUGCAGUUACUAGAAGUGAAAGCAAGGGGAAGAUUUGGUUGUGUGUGGAAAGCCCAGCUGCUCAAUGAGUACGUGGCUGUGAAAAUAUUUCCAAUACAGGACAAACAAUCAUGGCAAAAUGAAUAUGAAGUUUAUAGUUUACCUGGAAUGAAGCAUGAGAACAUAUUGCAGUUCAUUGGUGCAGAAAAACGAGGCACCAGUGUUGAUGUGGAUCUUUGGCUAAUCACAGCAUUUCAUGAAAAGGGUUCACUGUCAGACUUUCUUAAGGCUAAUGUGGUCUCUUGGAAUGAAUUGUGUCAUAUUGCAGAAACCAUGGCUAGAGGACUGGCAUAUUUGCAUGAGGACAUACCUGGCCUAAAAGAUGGCCACAAACCCGCCAUAUCUCACAGGGACAUCAAAAGUAAAAAUGUGCUGUUGAAAAACAAUCUGACAGCUUGCAUUGCUGACUUUGGGUUGGCGUUAAAAUUUGAAGCUGGCAAGUCUGCAGGUGAUACCCAUGGACAGGUUGGUACCCGGAGGUAUAUGGCUCCAGAGGUAUUAGAGGGUGCUAUAAACUUCCAAAGGGAUGCAUUUUUGAGGAUAGAUAUGUACGCCAUGGGAUUAGUCCUAUGGGAACUGGCUUCUCGCUGUACUGCUGCAGAUGGACCUGUAGAUGAAUACAUGUUGCCAUUCGAGGAGGAAAUUGGCCAGCAUCCAUCUCUUGAAGACAUGCAGGAAGUUGUUGUGCAUAAAAAAAAGAGGCCUGUUUUAAGAGAUUAUUGGCAGAAACAUGCUGGAAUGGCAAUGCUCUGUGAAACAAUAGAAGAAUGUUGGGAUCACGAUGCAGAAGCCAGGUUAUCAGCUGGAUGUGUAGGUGAAAGAAUCACUCAGAUGCAAAGACUAACAAAUAUCAUUACCACAGAGGACAUUGUAACAGUGGUCACAAUGGUGACAAACGUUGACUUUCCUCCCAAAGAAUCUAGUCUAUGAUGGUUGCACCAUGUGUACACAGUGUGAAACAGGACUCUGAGCUGGAGCUGCUAAGCUAACGAAACUGCUUACAGUUAAUUUUCUGUGAGAAAUGAGUAGGAGGUCUCUUGGACAUGUCAAAAAGAAGACCCUCACGUUUAAAAAUGUGGCUCUGGGAGACUUACGGCAUUGCCUGCAGAAGAGAUGUGAAGGACAAGAGACUUGGAAAAGCUGCAGACUCUAUAAAGAAACUUUUGAAAAAGUGUACAUGAAGAACGUAGCCCUCUCCAAAUCAAGGAUAUUUUGGACCUGGCUAAUCAAGUGUUUGAAAACUGACAUCAGAUUUCUUAAUGUCUGUCAGAAGACACUAAUUCCUUAAAUGAACUACUGCUAUUUUUUUUUAAAUCAAAAACUUUUCAUUUCAGAUUUUAAAAAGGGUAACUUGUUUUUAUUGCAUUUGCUGUUGUGUUUCUAUAAAUGACUAUUGUAAUGCCAAUAUGACACAGCUUGUGAAUGUUUAGUGUGCUGCUGUUCUGUGUACAUAAACAAAGUCAUCAAAGUGGGGUACAGUAAAGAGGCUUCCAAGCAUUACUUUAACCUCCCUCAACAAGGUAUACCUCAGUUCCACGGUUGCUAAAUUAUAAAAUUGAAAACACUAACAAAAUUUGAAUAAUAAAUUGAUCCAUGUUUUGUAACAA
This is a messenger RNA of Mustela lutreola (European mink), 2512 nucleotides long. RefSeq names its product activin A receptor type 2A (gene ACVR2A). The transcript is spliced from 12 exons. Bases 270 to 1835 code for a protein of 521 amino acids. NCBI's taxonomy places the organism in Eukaryota, Metazoa, Chordata, Mammalia, Carnivora, Mustelidae. Gene Ontology annotation, biological process: protein phosphorylation; cellular response to growth factor stimulus; activin receptor signaling pathway. The record is from RefSeq and is a predicted model, not a curated record. Gene Ontology annotation, cellular component: plasma membrane; activin receptor complex. Gene Ontology annotation, molecular function: ATP binding; activin receptor activity; activin binding.